This is a messenger RNA of Pseudonaja textilis, 1038 nucleotides long. Lineage: Eukaryota; Metazoa; Chordata; Lepidosauria; Squamata; Elapidae. The record is from RefSeq and is a predicted model, not a curated record.
GGCUGCGCGCGAAAGGCUCCUUGUUUCAAGCGAGCGCGGGAGUCGCGGUUGGAACAUCGGCGCGCGGCCUCUCAAAGGGAGCCCCAGAGUCCCAGGUUUUGGCUUUAAAAACAAAGACAUGAAUUCUAAAAUGAAGCCGCAAUCAAAUACCGAAAAGCAUCCCUCAGUGAAGCAGGUUUCUACAAAUAAUACAAACUGCACAUCACAGAGGCAGACCCUUAAGAUGAUACAGCCAUCUAUUACAGGUUGCCUGGUGGGCAGGGCAAAUGAGCAGGCUAAGUCUUCAAUCAAGAAGAAAUUUUGCAAUGAACAGCUUAUCUCAAAAGUAUCCAAACCUGAAGCUGCUGAUAAAGUAGAACACAGAAACAUAAGAGGAGUGAUCCAACCUUCUGAUCUUACAGCAAAAGGCAAUCCUUCAUUCCAGUAUUGGAAGGAAUUGGCUGAGGAGAGGAGGAAAGCCCUGCAUGAGGUUUUACAAGAAAAUGAAAAGUUGCAUCAAGAAAUUGAAUUAAAAACUAGUGAAAUUGCUCGUCUAAAAGAAGAAAAUGAAGAACUGGCAGAACUAGCUGGCCAUGUUCAUUAUAUGGCAAAUAUGAUAGAGCAAAUAACUGGAAAAGCACCCGAAAGCCUAGACAUUUUGAAAGGUUUAGAUCUGGAAGAAAUUGAAUAUGAAAAAAAUGAUUCUGCUGAGGAAGAUUUAAAUGGCGAAUCUGAAGAGGAACAUUCAAAAUUUCCCAACAGUUCUACAGAUGAAGUUGCAGAUGUGCCUUUAAAUUGAGAAAGUAACCUCUGAAAGUGUUGGGCUGGGGGGAGGGGGGGAGAGAGCAAUCAAGAAAUCCUCUGAAAACUACAGGUUUAUCUAAGAUUUGGAAGAUGGGAUUUCACUACUAAUGUGUUGCAGAGUGACUAACAGUCUUAACAAAAGUAUUAGAUUGUAUGUAGUCACUUAUUAAUUGGAAAUACUGUGUAUUUCAGCUUGUAAAUAAGUUUUUAUUCAUUUAUGACAUUUGUAAUUACCAAAUAAAUCUACCCACACAA